AUGAACUCUACAAAGUUUUCAUAUUUCACACUUUCUCCCUUCUUUGACACCAGGCCUUUUGAGUACUUAUACUUCAUUAUUGUUAUGUCUUUGUAUGUGUUAAUUAUUUGUGCUAAUCUUUUGCUCAUCGUGGUUAUCUGUAGUAACAGAAGCUUACAUGAACCUAUGUACCUUUUCCUGUGCAGCCUGUUUGUAAAUGAACUGUAUGGUAGUACAGGGUUGUUUCCAUUCCUUCUGGUUCAGAUCCUCUCUGACAUUCACACUGUUGCUGCUCCGCUCUGCUUCACACAGAUAUUCUGUGUUUAUACGUACGCAAAUGUAGAGUUUUGUAACUUAGCCGUCAUGUCUUAUGACCGAUAUCUGGCUAUCUGUUAUCCUCUACAGUAUAAUGUGCAUAUGACCUACAACAAGACAGCCGUACUCAUAGCUCUAACGUGGUUAUACCCUUUUAUUGCAAUCGGUGUGUUGAUAUCACUCAGCGGCUCUUUACAGCUGUGUGGCAACGUCAUCAACAAAGUCUACUGUGACAACUACUCUAUAGUUAAACUGGCCUGUUCUGACACUACAGUUAAUAACAUCUAUGGGAUGAUUUACACAGCUGCAACAAUUUGUGUUGUACUUUUAAUCUUUUACACGUAUAUGAAGAUCCUUAAAGUGUGUUUUUCUGGUAGUAAACAGACCAGACAGAAAGCUGUCAGUACCUGCACACCUCACCUGGCUUCCCUGCUGAACUUCUCCUUCGGGGCUUUCUUUGAAAUAAUACAGAACAGAUUUAAUAUGAACAAUCUCCCCAACAUGUUGAGGAUCUUUUUAUCGUUGUACUGGCUGGCCUGCCAGCCGCUCUUCAACCCUCUACUGUACGGACUGAAUUUAACCAAAAUAUGCAUGAUGUGUAAAACUCUUAUCUUUGGCAAAAUGUGA
Sebastes umbrosus (honeycomb rockfish) is the source of this 921-nucleotide messenger RNA. Its product is annotated as olfactory receptor 11A1-like. Lineage: Eukaryota; Metazoa; Chordata; Actinopteri; Perciformes; Sebastidae. Bases 1 to 921 code for a protein of 306 amino acids. The record is from RefSeq and is a predicted model, not a curated record. Gene Ontology annotation, biological process: G protein-coupled receptor signaling pathway. The transcript has a single exon. Gene Ontology annotation, molecular function: G protein-coupled receptor activity; olfactory receptor activity. Gene Ontology annotation, cellular component: membrane.